Messenger RNA from Syngnathus typhle (broad-nosed pipefish), 5729 nucleotides. RefSeq lists its product as uncharacterized. The record is from RefSeq and is a predicted model, not a curated record. The transcript has 16 exons. NCBI's taxonomy places the organism in Eukaryota, Metazoa, Chordata, Actinopteri, Syngnathiformes, Syngnathidae. The coding region runs from base 247 to 2970 and encodes 907 amino acids.
CGAUUGCUUCAUGUUGAACUGUUAAAUGAGGAACAAAAUAUCCCUUAAGCUUGUAAGCUUCAAAAUGUAUUUUAAUUUUUUUUUCCAGAUGUGGGUGUGCCUAAUGUUUACAAAGGAUAAGGCACCUUUGCAUAUUGUUUAUUGUUGUCUUCAUGUGUUGCUGCACCGAACGUGUUUUCCAUUGUGAGCGAUGCUGUUCAUUAGCCCGUUGGUGGCGUUUUGCAUUGUUUAUUAGCAUGAAGCUAAAUGGAUUGCAUUACUGCACUGAACAGCUCGGAGAAAGAAAAAAAACUUGUCUCUCGACAUACCCUUGCACAAGUGUCCUCUGCUGACAUCCAAGCCGAAGCGAAUACAAAUGCCAGCCUCCCUUGCAACGUGGCCCUGAAGUUGGACAAAGUGGAUGAAGCGUUGAUAGAAGUCAACUGGGUUCGUAACGGCUCAGGCGUGGCCUCUUUCAAGAACGCCACGGCGUGGAUUGAUGACAACUUCUUUUGGACCCCGGGCCGUUUCCUCAGCGGAGACUUUUCAGUGAGCGUCCGGCGUGUCGGCCUGAGCCUGCAGGGCGCGUAUGAAUGCACGGUCCGCUAUAACUCCACCAUGCUGGACUCGAGCACGGUUACACUCAGCGUCUUUGCUCCCCCAUCUGUGUCAGUGCCUCCUCACCAGUGGCUGGCGCUGGAGGAAGAGGGCCAACUGGAAUGCCGCGCAGAUGGCUUCUACCCUCCACCUGUAACGGUCACCUGGACCAGAGACGGCCAAGUCAUUCAGCCCGCCGAGCAGCUCGACGGUGAGAAGACCCCCGAUGGCUUCUACAGAGCAGUUGCCAACCUCACCUACUACCCAACUCGAUGGGACCAGAACACGACUUUCGGCUGCAAAGUGAGCCACAAUGGCGUCGACCAAGAGCUCCAUUUUCUUCUCAACAUCACUUACUCCCCCACCAUAAGACUCUCAGCAGUCCCCUCGCCUUCCUCCAACAGUCCUCUAACCCUCUCCUGCAACAUGGAGAGCUUCUACCCGGAGGAGAUGUCCGUCUCCUGGCUACAAAACGGCACAGUCCUCCCCGAUCCGCCUGACACCGAGCAGAAUCCGGAUGGGACCUUCAGAACCACCCGCUACUUCACGCUGAGCCAAGAGCAGCGGUGGAGGGGGGGGGAAGUGGAAUGCGCCGUCAAUCAGCCCGGAGCGAUGAACUCGGCCCGGGCUGCAGCAUACCUGGAAGAACUGGAUCCUCAAGAUAAGGAACCAGUGCUCACUAAAUCCGCGAAGGCAUCCGUGGCACUGAUGUGUAUCUCCCUGGUGCUUGUCUUCCUCUUGUGCUUUGGCUUUUCUUGGAGGCGAAGAGAUGAGAAGCAAAAGUCGCUUGCCGUGUCGGGCAUCAUCCUCCCCCCUCGCAUCGUCGUAGGUCAAAAGGGCAGGGUGAGCGUGAGCAUCGAAGGCAGGAGGGUGGAGCGGGUCCAGACCACCUGGUUCCUCAACGACACGCCGAUCUCCGACACCUCCCUCACAGCGCCGGAGAAAGGUCCUCUGCUGCCCUCUAGAGGAGAGACUGGCUACUACAAGUUGCAUUCCCAAGGCCCGCUGUACUCAACAGCGAGUGGAGUCCAGCAGCUCGUCUCGUCGCUGACCUUCAUCCCGCAGAUCUCCAUCCACAAGGGAGCCGUGUUUAAGUGUCAGGUGGCCUACGCGGGCAAAGACAAAAUCGUGAUGGAGAGAGUCUCCGAGAGGUUCACCGUUCUAUCUGCACCAGAGGUUUCCGAAAUCCAGCUGGCAGAAACGCGAAACAACCCGGGGGUCGUCAGCAUGACCGUGCGAGCGUCCCACUUUCACCCGGACGUCAUCACCUUUCGCUGGUUCUGCCAGGGGGGAGAGCUGAGCCCGGUGGCUUCAAAGGCCUCAACCUCCCCUCGACCCAAUUCCGAGGGCUUCUUUACGGCCUCCAGUCAGUGCAAACUGCCGCGAGCUGAGAUGGAGCAGGGAGGAACUAGAGUGUGGGUCAGCGUCCAUCACAUCGCCCUCAAGCAGCCGGUCACUCGGGAGACCAGAGGCUUCAUCAAGCAGCCACGCGUGUCCGACAUCUCGUCCGCCUCCUCGGCACCGGACCAGAUGCUGACCCUGGGGUGCGAGAUCACCGAUUUCUACCCGCCCGACGUUACGGUCACGUGGUUGAAGGUGAGAGGGGGCGAGCAAGACGACAGCGAGGACGAAGUGCUGGAGAGCUCGGAGAUGUGGGGCCCCGUGGAGAUUCAGCCCAGACUCUACAGGACCACGGCUACUUUGAGGACCGCCAACAACCGUGAGAAACGGCAGCGAGGGGGAGGGAUUAAAUGCCGAGUCGAGCACAUUUCCCUACAAGAACCCAUUGAGAGGCUUUGGAGAAAUGUUGACAUUGUUGCUCCCAGCAUCCCUUCAUCCAUUUCGGUAUGUUGGAGCAGCGAGGGAGUGGGCGUAUUCUCUCUCCUGUUGAAAGGGGGUCACCCCAAGGUCAAGUUACUGUGGACAGCCGGCGGGACCACCCUCUCGCCGCUCGAUUCUAAUGAGACGGAGGAGAUAGGUGAUGACGGGCAGAGGGAGCUGAAAAGUGUGUGCGCCCUCGAGAGGUCCACACAAGUGCCAGGUCAAAGUGACAAAUGGAGGAAAAUGAAAACCAAAGCAGCUGUCACAUACCCGGACACCGACGGGAUAGCGUACAUCGACGAGAAAGCGGACGGGGAGAACAAUAACAACGAGGAAAAAUACGAAGAAACCAAGUCGUCAGAUGGAGAGGAGGCCAGCGAUGAUGACGUUGAUGAUGAUGAAAGAGAGGAAGACUCGGCAGCGUUACACAUCAAUAGAGUUAAUUUGACGGACGGGAGCAAGGGAGGCGAGAGAGCUCGGUUGAGAGUUAUUGUGGAGCUCACACACCCCGCACUCAAAAUUCCCGUUUACAGAAGCUGGACAGAGCCCAAUGAGGAAAUAUCUUCCAUGUGAACAUCCUCACAGUUACAAAAAACAUUUUCCUGUCCCACUUUUUACUAGGUAAUAGUUUGUGUCCAGUUUUUGUAUUUGUCAUUGAGAUCAAUUUUACUUCCGGUAGUUUAGGUGUUUUAUUUAUUAUGAUGUUUCUUCCAGCUGCUUGAUUAUUUGUAAAUGUUCUUAUUUUUGUACAAAUAUAUUUUACCAAAUUGAAUUACUAUCAAAUUCAGCAAAUAAAAUCGGACCUCAGUUUGGGGUGGAAAUAAGUAGGAUUGUUUUUGUUGUGUUUGACAAGAAAUGGAAAUUAGUCACCAUGCAGAACUGAUGCGGCCAAUGAGCUACUUCCUGUAUCAAAUGAAACUUUAUCUUACCACAUUAUCGCCGCAUACAGGAAGUUGUUUUAGUUCCUCUUGCCCAAGGGUUGGCUGUGCAGAGGAAAUAGUUACACACAAGGUUUUCUGAAAAUAAUCUCACUGGCCACUACAUUAGGGACGCCCUAGAAACUGCCUAUUCUUUAUAUCUUUUGUAAAUCUUCUAUAUCCUAUAUAUUUAUUCUGUGCCUAUUAUUCCUACAAAUUUAGUGCACUUAAUACCAUUUUAUGAAAGCUACAUUAAAAUGUUUUUUUAAACUUUUAACGGGCCAUAUGAAAUGCCCUUGAAGGGUUGCUCUGGACCGCAAGCCUUGAGUUUGAUACCAAUGUCAUGCGAAACAGCCAAUUAAAAUACUUAUGACGUCUUUGAAAUAAAUAAGAAUUUUUCAAUUCACUUUUAAAUGGUUUAUUAUUGUAUAAAAAAAUUGAUUGGCGAUUGAUGGAGAAUGCAUUUCAAUAAUAUUCAGCUGUGCUUAAUCAUGCGCCUCAUUGACCGGAAGAGUUUGUAUUAUGAGGAACCCAUGCUGAGGGGAACAAACAUUUUGUCGCCGCUUGAUACGGAUGCGAACUUUUAGCCAGGCAGGAGAAUAUUUGUGCUUUUAUUACGACUCAUUGGAACAGGAAAAAAAGUUUAAAUUCGCUUGCAAAGUGUCAUUUUAGGCUAUGGAUGCAGGCAGAGUCGAGGGGACGCUAUGGAAUGUUGUGUAUUACCUAGUUGGAGCUGUCAGCAGAUUCCUUAGCCCUGAACCUUCUAACAUCAAUAAUGUGCCAGUCCAAGAAUCCAAAAGUGAUGAUCAAAAUGUUUCUGGUGGCGUUCGUGAGGAUCAAUCUGACAUGGGGGCGUGUCAGUUGAAUAAAUCGCUGCCUUCUUGGGCUGGUACGGAAGAUCAGCUCAAGAUUGAACCACAGCCUGAAGGAUGUGAGAAGGAGGAAACCGGACUAAAGUCUACAGACAUCAACAAAGAAGAUGUCCAAAUUCAUACGAGCGGGAUGAACACAGUUGACCUAAAACACACCAGCAACGGAGAGUCAGACGCAAUAACGGCUGAAGUAGAGGCGGACGACAAUUGCAUGGCAGAAGUAGAGGUCAAGGCGUCACAGGAAACUGGCAAAGCCUUUAAAAAUCCGCCCUGUGAGCCAGCGUGCGAGGAGCAGCCUCCUGAACACAACAAUGAAGCUUCUCCAGAUGGAAAUAAAACACAAGGAUUCCUGGAAGCGGAGGAAAUGCAGACCCACCGACAAUUACAAGAAGAGGCGGAGAACCUUGGAAACAACACACUCCCAGAGCAGAAUUCAAAUGCACUUAAAGACGACAUGGAAGAUCUUCAGGAGGAGAUUCAAGGAGUUGAUCUGGAACGAACUCUGCACUUGUGCGAUGCAUCCGGAGGCGACAAUGAGACCAGAAAGGAAACUGCAGGAUUCCCUCAUGAAAAACUCCACACGGACCAAGUCAUCCUUGAUACGACCUCAUCGGACGAGAGCUUUGACCCUGAACAAGACGAGCUAUCAAACGAGUCUACGGACAGGCGGAACGACACGGAUAGCUUCUCGGUUAUAUCUUCGCCCGAGUUGGGCUUCUCGGAUUACUCCUUUGGCGAGUCGGCUUCUACCUGGGAAGCGGCGAAAGCGCUCGAGCGGGGCGACGAUGGAGACGUUCUUAAGUCGAAUGCGUCGGAAACCCGAAAGAUUGAUUCCGAGGAGGGACCGUUGACGAAGAUUUUGCAAUCAUCGGACAAAGCGGAAAAGCCCAAAGGUGAAGCUGAGAUGGGCAGCUUUGCGUUGAACUUUGCCCCUCAAAGGUCAAGAAUCGCCGUGAAAAAUCCUCGCGCGAGGCCACCGAAAGAUCGCCGCGCCCUUCUUCUGAGACCCUCUGUGGAUCCUGAAACUGCGCCGCCGGAAAUCCCCAAAUCCAAAACCCCCGCCCGUGUUCAUGUGUUGGGAGGCUUGGGAUUCGGACUCAAGCUGCCCGGUCGGUUUCUUCUAAUCACAAAACCGACUCGUCAUCACAGUCGGUAAACAAUGUCACAUUAAAAUUUGGUUUUUUAGGGUUCGGUUCAGGCUUUCCUGUUGUCAAAAAGGUACCAAGGAUGGUAAGUGGUAGUCAGCCUCCAGUUAUUGUUUGAUACUUCCUCAGUUAAUGCUGACUACCAACAGGAAGUGGAGGUCAAACCACUGCCAGAGACCGAUGCCACCAAACGAGCAGAGGUGCCGGGCAAACCAAAAUGGAUGCCACCGAGACAAGCAGGAUUUGGAAAUCCAUUCAUAUCAGAGCUCAAGACCAAAUUGAAGAAAGCCACCAAAAAUUGACUGUACUUUUUUUUUUUUUGUGAAUACUGUAUUUGGAUAUAUUAUCAAAUGUUUUGUGUGAAAAUGAGUUUUGUAUUAAACUUAAGUCUAAAGCAA